This is a messenger RNA of Nomascus leucogenys (northern white-cheeked gibbon), 1192 nucleotides long. Its product is annotated as double homeobox protein 4-like protein 4. Lineage: Eukaryota; Metazoa; Chordata; Mammalia; Primates; Hylobatidae. The coding region runs from base 1 to 1110 and encodes 369 amino acids. The record is from RefSeq and is a predicted model, not a curated record. The transcript has a single exon. Gene Ontology annotation, molecular function: DNA binding.
AUGGCUCUCCCGACACCUUCGGACGGCACCCUCACCGCGGAAGCCCGAGGACGAGGACGGCGGAGGAGACUCGUCUGGACCCCGAGCCAAAGCGAGGCCCUGCGAGCCUGCUUUGAGCGGAACCCGUACCCGGGCAUCGCCACCAGAGAACGGCUGGCCCAGGCCAUCGGCGUUCCGGAGCCCAGGGUCCAGAUCUGGUUUCAGAACGAGAGGUCACGCCAGCUGAGGCAGCACCGGCGGGAAUCUCGGCCCUGGCCGGGGAGACGCGGCCCGCCAGAAGGCAGGCGAAAGCGGACCUCCGUCGCCCCAUCCCAGACCGCCCUGCUGCUCCGAGCCUUUGAGAAGGAUCGCUUUCCAGACAUCGCCACCAGGGAACGACUGGCCAGAGAGACGGGCCUCCCGGAGUCCAGGAUUCACGUCUGGUUUCAGAACCGAAGGGCCAGGCACCCGGGACAGGGUGGCAGGGCACCGGCGCACGCAGGCGGCCCGUGCAACGCGGCCCCCGGCCGGUGUCACCCUGCUCCCUGGUCGGUCGCCCCGGCAGGCGGGGAUUCUGCCUACGCCGCCCUGGCUCCCCCGGAAGGGGCGCUCUCCCACCCUCAGACGCCUCGGUGGCCUCCGCAACCCCCGAGCAAAGGCCCGGGGGACCGGGACCCGCAGCGCGACGGCCUGCCGGGCCCCUGCGCGGUGGGACAGCCGGGGCCCGCUCAAGCUGGGCCACAGGGCCAAGGUGUGCUUGCGCCACCCACGUCCCAGGGCAGUCCGUGGUGGGGCUGGGGCCAGGGGCCCCAGGUCGCCCGGGCGGCGUGGGCACCCCAAGCCGGCGCCGCUCCCCCUCCCCAGCCCGCGCCCCCGGAGGGCUCCGCGCGGCAGGAGCAGAUGCAAGCCGUCCGGGCGCCCUCCCCACCGCCCCAGGAGCCCGGGCGCUGGUCUGCACUCCCCACCGGCCUGCUGCUGGAUGAGCUCCUGGCGUGCCCAGAGUUUCUGCAGCAGGCGCACCCUUUCCUAGAAACCGAGGCCCCGGGGGAGCUGCAGGACUCGGAAGAGCCCGCCUGGCUGGAACCACCCCUCAGCGAGGAAGAAUACCGGGCUCUCCUGGAGGAGCUUUAGGACGCGGGCUGGGGACGGGGUCGGGGCAGGGCGGUGGCCUCUCUUUCGCGGGGAACCCCUGGCUGGGCACGGAGGGGCGUGU